Amblyraja radiata (thorny skate) is the source of this 5838-nucleotide messenger RNA. It is a transcript of the gene wfs1b, whose product is annotated as Wolfram syndrome 1b (wolframin). The record is from RefSeq and is a predicted model, not a curated record. Gene Ontology annotation, molecular function: protein binding. Gene Ontology annotation, cellular component: endoplasmic reticulum membrane; endoplasmic reticulum. Lineage: Eukaryota; Metazoa; Chordata; Chondrichthyes; Rajiformes; Rajidae. The coding region runs from base 125 to 2677 and encodes 850 amino acids. The transcript has 7 exons. Gene Ontology annotation, biological process: calcium ion homeostasis; endoplasmic reticulum unfolded protein response.
GGGCCGUGGUGACGUCGGCUGGUGGUGACGUCGCUGACUGCGGGUCGGCGGCGGCGGCGCGCGGUCCGGGAUCAGGAACUGUACGACUGCAGCAGCGACAGUGGGCGGCGGCUCCUCUGCAGCGAUGGAGCCCGAGCAGCCGGCAGUCCCGCCGCACGGCAAGUCACAGCUCAAUGCCAUUGCCGAAGACGUGCACCGGGAUGAGUCAGAGCCUGCCAGCCUUCCGCAAUCGGCAGCAGAGGGCGUGGAACCACUAAAUGAGGAAGAAGAGAUAUCAAUAGAGGAACAAAAACAGAAAGCCAGAGAUGGUGAUGCAGCGGCACAGACUGAGAUGGGCAAAUAUUAUCUGAAGCUAGCUGACGAAAAGGAUGAAGAAUUGAAUAACUGCACAGCAGUAGAAUGGUUGCUCCAAGCUGCCAAACAGGGCAAAGGAGAAGCUGUAAAACUCCUGAAAAGUUGUCACACCGACAGGAAAGGCAUCACUUCCGAAAAUGAACAAGAAGUCAGAAAGCUUGUGAAUGAAAGUGAGUUUGAGCGGAUUGUACGAAGAGCUACCUUAGUUAUGUACUGGAAGCUUAAUCCUCACAGAAAGAAACAGGUGGCUGUUUCUGAACUCCUGGAAAAUGUCAGCCAGAUCAAUGCUGAAGAGAGCAAUGUGGAACCGGGACCUGUCCCAAAAGUGCUGCAAAAAGAGAGACGAGUGCUUGAACGACUGGUCAGCGUUCAAAGCAACAAGGAGAUGAAGGUAGAAGAUUUUAUUGACUUGACAAAGAAAUAUGCCAUGGGCAUUAUCCCAUCGAACAUGUUAUCCCAGGGUGAAGAUGACGGUAUUGAAGGGAAACCACCUGAAGACAUGCCUUUGCGGCAGAAGAUCGUGAAGUACCCACUUCAUGCCCUGAUGGAAGUAAAGGAACAUCUAAUUGAAAUAGCCUCCAAAGCUGGAAUGCAUUGGCUGCAGACAAUCAUUCCACUCCACCAUGUGAAUGCCCUCGUCUUUUUUUUCAUAAUCAGCAACUUGACAGUUGAUUUUUUUGCCUUUGUCAUCCCUCUAAUCAUCUUUUACCUUUCCUUCAUUUCCAUGGUGAUCUGCACUUUGAAAGUCUUUCAGGAUAGUAAGGCAUGGGACAGUUUCAGGACAAUGACUGACCUGUUGCUCCGCUUUGAGCCAGAUUUAGAUGUAGAGCAGGCUGAGGUGAACUUUAGUUGGACUCACUUGGAGCCACACAUACAUUUCAUGCUCUCUGUGUUCUUUGUGAUUCUCUCCUUUCCCGUAGCAGACAAAGAUUGGAUUCCUUGCUCAGAGCUGUCAAUCAUUGCAAUAUUCUUUUUAAUAACAUCUUACAUGAGCCUGAGUUCAUGUGCAGAGCCAUAUACACGCUGGGCACUCAUUACAGAAGCUGUAUGGUCAGUAUUGGGGUUCUUUAGAACUCUUCCUGAUAGCUGGUACUAUCUGAAGGUUCUUGGGAAAGAUUUUACAUCCAUCUCGAUAGGGAAUAACUUUGUGUUGAAUAUAGGCCUCCCCAGUCUCUUGUACUGUUUCUUGUUCUACAUGUUCUUCAGAAUGGCACAAUUGAGGAACUUUAAAGGUACGUACUGCUACUUGGUUCCUUACCUUGUCUGCUUUAUGUGGUGUGAACUAGCAGUAGACUUUCUUAAGAUAUCCACAGGAAUAGGUCUUAUUCGGGCAUCAGUUGGCUACUUCCUGUUUCUCUUUGCCCUGCCCAUCCUGCUGUUAGGAAUCGCAUUAAUGUUUGUGGUCCAGGUAAUAAAAUGGUUUAUUUCCAUGGAGCUGAUCAAGAUAAUAGUCACCCUCGUUUUGUGCACUAUUCCCGUUGUCCUCCACAUGUGGACAAAAUCAACGGGCACCAUAUUAGGACUAGUCAAGACCCUGACAAGGAGCUCGAUUGUCAAACUCAUCCUGGUUUGGCUCACCGCAAUAAUGAUGUUCUGCUGGGUAUAUAUGUACAGAUCAGAAGGAAUGAAAGUGUAUAAUUCCACCCUGACUUGGCAUCAGUACAGCCUUGCCUGUGGGCCUCGUGCUUGGAAAGAGACCAACAUGGCCAAGGUUCAGAUGCUCUGUGGCCAUCUUGAGGGGCAUCGGGUCACGUGGACUGGACGCUUCAAGUACGUCCGCAUUGUAGAGAUUGAAAACAGUGCAGAUUCUGCGAUAAAUAUGCUCCCGUACGUCUUGGGUGAUUGGAUGAGGUGCUUGUAUGGCGAGUCAUAUCCAACAUGUGAUCCUAAAAAUGUGUCACUGGUAGAGGAUGAUCUUUGUCGUCUCAAAGUCCUCAGCAAGCAUACCUGCCACCUUAAAAGAUUCUGUCGUUAUAAAUUUGAAAUAACUGUUGGCAUGCCAUAUAAUUCACAUGGAAAUGAGUCACCAGAAGAUGAUGCAACCAAAGACAUUGUACUGAAAGCUAGUAAUGAGUUCAAGAAUGUUCUGCUGAACUUGGUGCAAGGAUAUGUGGUAGAGUUCAGUACUAUUUUGGAGGGCAAGUUGGGUAGUAAAUGGCCAGUUUUUGAACUGAAAGCCAUCAGAUGUCUCAACUGCAUGUCAAAGUUAAUACCAGCAACACAAAGGCAGGUUAAAAUUGAACAUGACUGGAGAGGCACAGUGAAACAGGCUUUCAAAUUUGCAUUCAAUUUUUUCUUUCAUCCAGCCUUGUGUGCUGUAUAACCAUAGGUUCUGCUUUUCAAUCUAUUGCUGGAUGUACUGCUUCUCUCUCCUAAGAGGAACACUGCAGCAUAUAACAAAGCCAGAGCCUCAACCCAGUGAGUAGAAUGGAGUACACCCAAGGACGUGGAAGUGCGUGUCACCUAUUUCAAUUUAAAUGUAACCUGGACCAAGCCAUUCUGAUUAUGUUCGAAAGGAAGAGUUACCAGUGGUUUUCUGGGUUUCAUUUGAUCUUAAAAGGACAUGUGGGUGUUAGCUACGCUUUCAGCCUGGGCUGCAUUUGCUAAAUAAAUGGUAGAUUAUUAAACGGUUGCUUAAAUGCUGAUAAUUUUUCACAAGGUACUCAAAAAUGUGUUAACCAAUAAAGCAGACAUUUAAGUAGGCCUCUAUUAACCUGAUCAUUAUGUAUCGAUGGUAAACAAACGCUAAUGCUAAAUGAUGAAUCAUGUACUUGAUGUAAAUGCUGCAGCACCAUGAAUUGGUGAAAUGUACUUUGAAAAAAUCAUUGUAAAUAGUAGCCUUGCUCAGGUUUUGCCUUUGUAUGAAUAAACUUUGAGUUAUGAUUAAAUAUUGUCACAGUCCUGCCACCUGAUUGUAAAAUGCAGAGGAAAGCUUGAAUCACAUUUUCUUUUUUUAAUUAACUAUCAUUAAAAGAUCACAUUUUACAUCACUUGUAGCAUACUUUAAAUCUGAAACUGUAUUUCAACGAUUUUGAGAUCACAAGAUUCAAAGAAUAUUUAAAUCUGCAAAUUUUAUUAAUCUCUGCUACAUUUUUAGUUGAACACUUUGAAAAGUACAGUUGAACUGUGGUGCAUUACUGGAAACACGUGAUGGUUACUUAUAAAUUUAUUUUAUAAGAUUAAUUUGCGAGAACAUUAUAAACCUUGAAUCCCAUAAAUUUAAUUUUAUAACUGUCGGGAUAUGUCGAUUGAGUUGUUUUUAAAAUAUAUCAAGUAAGGAAGUUUAAAUGAGCUGUGAUGCUCUGGUUCACCCCACACAUUCACUAUGACGCUGUUAUACAUGGGGCAGGAUAAUGAUCUUGUACAGGCCUGUAGCCGGCACGCAAAUUAGUUUUUUUUUUUAAUCCUUUGAAUUUCACUGUAUAAUUCUCAGCAUCAGCAAUGUUGAGUCAUUGCAUACCUUAUGUUUUGGUGUUUAGUCAGAUUCAGAGGCCAAUGUAAAAUAGCGUACGUGGGAGAGAUGAUUGUUAACUGAGGAAGAGGUUAUCGACAAGAAAGUGGUUUGUUGAUGGUAUAGCACUUUAAUUCUCUAAUGACUGAAACUUCACCAUGAUUGUUCCUUUUGUAAUGGACAGUUUAUAAUUUGGUGGUCUGAAAAACUUAUUUUACUGCCAGCAUGGUUUUGUGGAAUUAUUAAUUGGAUCUUAUUUGUAUGAGUAUUUUAAUCACUCUUGAGAGGAAAAACUUCCUAUCAGACUUCCGAGUUCAUGCUACCUUGCUUUAUUUACAUCUGACUAAAUGGUAUAAUGUCGUGCAAAAAGACGCUAUAUCUUACCAGCAUGGUAGUGCAUGGUAGACUUGAUGCCUUGCAACGCCAGAGACCUGGGUUCGAUCAUCACUACGGGUCCUUGUCUGUAUGACCUACGUAGGCUUUCUCUGCGAUCUCUGGUUUCCUCCCACACUCCAAAUACGUACAGGUUUGUAGGUAAAUUGGCUUGGUAUAAUUUCAAAUUGUCCCUCGUGUGUGUGUGUGUAGGAUAGUGUUAGUAUGCAGGGAUUGCUGGUUGGCAUGGACACGGUGGCACAAAGGGCCUGUUUCCAGUCUAUCACUAAACUAAUCUAAUGAGCAUUGCAAGUGUCACUUGGGGUGCGGAUUGGUGCAUUGGGUUCCUAAUAUCACAAUUUUUAGAACUUCUGUAAACAAUUAUAAAAUAGUUAAGAGAUUAAAUUUAAAAAAAGCCAGGAAUAGGUUGUUAAGACACGGUCAUAGACUGAUAGUGUGGAAACAGGCCCUUCGGCCCAACAAUUUCCCUGCAGCACUAGUCCCACCCUUUAUCUAGUACAGUUUUAAAAUAUAAAACCAGAAGUCAAAGGGGAACUUUAGCUUUUCACUACACAUAGUUCCGUAGCCAGCAAUUGAUAGUUAAUUUGUGAAAAUCAUGUUGUACAAUUAAGAGGGAAAGAGUUAAAGUUAAACUAGAAUGGGAAGUUGUUAGGAGAAACAAGCAACCGCAGAUGCUGGUUAAUGGUUUUAGAUUAUUGAAUUACUGGGACACAUGACAAUAAACUCACUUGAACUUGAAGUUGCUGAGUAGCCCAAUAAAUCAAUCUACUUUUGUUACCAUACCUUUUAAUUCUGGUGGUUGUAAGUAAUGGGGUUAGCUAAUAAUACAUUUUACAGCAAGAGAAUGAGGACUUGUACACCGCAGUUAGUACAAUUGGAGGGUUAUAUUGGAUAAGACAAAUUCUCAAAAUCCUAAAACUGAACUUGAAGUAAUAAGUUUUUUAAUCCAAGUGUUCUUUAAUGCAUUUCAGUAAUGAAAGUGUACUUUUGGUGUGAAUAUUGUUGACAUUUGUUUUAAAGACCCAUCGUGUUAAAUUAUUCAUAGUUAAAAUUAUUCAUAGUUAAAAGCCAAAGCAAAGCCUCAGCAAGUGCAAUAGAUCAUGACCCUUCACAAUAACUCAAACUACACGUUACUUCACCAAAUUGGUCAAAUGCAACACGUAGAAUUGAUUUAUUUUUUUUCCAUCAUGCAUCUUAAAUUAUUCAUUGAAUAAUCAGUUUCUACUUUGAAGUGCCUGACAAUGACCCUUCACUGUGGCUGUAUAACUCCUGGCAACAUGUAGUAUUCAUGGGUUUAAUCUGGAGUGGGUAAACUGAUGGUGCAUUUUUAGUAAAAUGUUGAAUUGUGCAUUUUGAUAAGUGAAGAUGCUAGCUGGGGUCCUAAGAAAUAAACCUGGGUGCCUAUGGAGUUGGUAUUGAAUUGAAAUAUUGCAAAUUUGCAUAAGCCUUACAUGAUCAAUAGGAGAUGUUUGUUGGUUAUUUUUAAUCAAGUUUCAUUUCUAUAUUUAUCUCAACUUGUGAAACAUCUGUACCAAAAGUGCAUAUGCUCUGUAUUAAAAUGCAGUGUUAAAGCUGUUACCAAAAACCUUCACCUACCUUUACUCAGUUCUUAUGUCUUCAAUAAAGCUGUUUACAAAAUG